AUGUCGCCCGCCAUCCACCUCGACCCGCCUUUUCGCGCCGAACACAUUGGGUCGCUCCUCCGCCCCCCACAGCUGGUAGAGAAGCGCAUUCUGUUCGAGGAACACAAGUGUUCCGCUGAGGAGCUGAAGGCUCUCGAAGACGCGAGCAUCCCGGCGGUGGUCAAACUUCAAAAAGAAGCAGGUAUAAAGACAAUUACAGAUGGCGAGUUGCGCAGAGGUGCCUUCUAUCAGGGUAUAUUUGAGAAGCUGGGGGGCAUGUCGACAUUGCCCGCUAGGUCUCUUGAUACGUUUAAACCGUAUCUACCCUAUGUCGCCAUUUUCAAAGCCAUGGGACUGACUGAAUAUACCUCCAUCUAUUGCACGAGUAAGAUCAAGCGCACGAACGGAAUAUAUACGGAGGACUUCUUGUUUCUUAAGGGACUGGUUUCGUCAGAGGAGAUCAAACAUAUCAAAGUGACGAUUUGUGGCCCCACGUGGAUGCAUCUUCGUCAUGGCUCAGACCACACAUAUGAUAAAUCCGUCUAUCAGAGCGAUGCGGAGUACUUUGUGGACCUUAUCCAGGCGUAUCGUGAGGAGAUCGACGAGCUUUACCGGCUGGGCUGUCGUCACAUUCAAUUUGACGAUCCAACCUUCUGCUUCUUUUGUGCCGAAUCCAUGAUCUCUGGCAUGGUGCAAGCUGGAGUGGAUCAUGAGGCGCUGCUAAGCACCUAUAUCGGAGUUUAUAACGAUAUUCUGAAAGACCGGCCAGGAGACUUGACUGUGGGUCUGCACACAUGCAGAGGCAAUUUCAAGGGCAUGCACUACAGUGAAGGUAGCCUCGAUCGCAUCGCGGAGAAACUAUUUGGCGAUCUGAAUGUCGAUUGCUACUAUCUGGAAUACGACACCGAACGGGCAGGUGGGUUAGAACCACUACGCUACUUGCCACUUGGCAAAAUGGUGGUGUUGGGCUUGGUAACGUCGAGGACAGGGAAGCUCGAGACUACAGCGGAGCUGAAGGCACGGGUAAACCAGGCCGCUGAAAUAAUCUCCCAGGGCAGCCCCAGACGCUCUAUGGCCGACGCGCUGAACCAGCUCUGCAUAAGCCCACAGUGCGGCUUUGCCUCUGUGUUCGAGGGGAACCCCCUAAGCGAGCAGGAGGAGAAGAGCAAGCUGGAGCUGGUGGUGGAAGUUGCCAAGCAGAUUUGGGGGUGA
Messenger RNA from Fibroporia radiculosa, 1191 nucleotides. RefSeq lists its product as uncharacterized. Lineage: Eukaryota; Fungi; Basidiomycota; Agaricomycetes; Polyporales; Fibroporiaceae. The record is from RefSeq and is a predicted model, not a curated record. The coding region runs from base 1 to 1191 and encodes 396 amino acids. The transcript has 12 exons. Gene Ontology annotation, molecular function: zinc ion binding; 5-methyltetrahydropteroyltriglutamate-homocysteine S-methyltransferase activity.